AUGAAUGUAAGAAUUGCAAUGGCAAUGAUGAGUGAGUAGGGACACAAGUGGGCGCAGGAUAAGCACGUGGGCGUCGCCUUUCUCCAAUUGCCUUGCACGCUGGCAUAGAGUCUGAUAUGCUAACGAACUAAAAAAAGCUCCUCUCUCUCUCUCUCUCCCCCUCUCUCUCAGAAACGUCACAGUGUUGAUUCUCCGGCGAGAUUUUCCGGCGAAUGAUUUGCAGCUUGUGAUAAUAUUCCCAAGUCAAGGUCUAGUCCUUUUUCUUGUUCCUUUUUUCUUUCUAAAUGUUAUAUGUUUGAUUUUCUUCGGUGGGUAUAUGGAUGAUGUUGAUGGGAUUAAGUUUGUUUGCAUGUCUAGAGUUAGACUGAGGUAACAUUUACGUACCGUGAUUUUAAUCACAAAAUAUUUUUGUAUACGGUAUAUUCAUCGAUAUAUGACCAUAUCACCGACACCGACAAAAAAUUUCUGAUGUGGAAUUUGCAUAGUUUGGUCUUCCGGGUAUAUGACCAUAUCACCGAUAUUUGACACGAAGUUCUGAUGUCGCUAAACAGGGAAUUCGCAGAGUUUGAUCUUCCGGGUAUACUUCAUUCUGAAGACAUAGGCAUAUAAAUUUCACAAAACAGUUUUAUUUUAUUUUAUUGGAGACUCUCUCUCUCUCUCUCUCUCUCUCUCUCUCUCUCUCUCUCUCUCUCUCUCUCUCUCUCUCUCUCUCUCUCUCUCUCUCUCUCCAAGAAAUCCUGUCACUCUCUCAACUGCUAAAGGCCCACUCUCUGUUGGGUGGAUGUCUGUUUGGAGUGAUUUCCAAUCGUAUUUGGUCUGCUGAGAAAAAAAACCGAGUUAUAUAAAACAUGAAAUGAAGGUUCAUAAUUUCUAGUCUUGAAGAAGAGGAGGGAAAAGAAAGACGAACAUGAAGUUUAUGAAACUCGGAUCGCGGCCGGAUACUUUCUACACCACUGAAGCAGUGAGGGCAGUCUCCUCGGAAGUGUCCAGUGAUCUCAUAGUUCAGGUCCAGGGAAGUAGAUAUUUGCUUCACAAGUUUCCCCUGCUCUCCAAGUGCUUGCUUCUCCAAAGACUUUGCUCCGAAACCCCCGAAACCAAACACCACCAGAUAGUCCAGCUCCCGGAUUUUCCUGGUGGCAUUGAGGCGUUCGAAUUGUGUGCAAAGUUUUGCUAUGGCAUCACGAUUACCCUCUCUGCUCACAACAUUGUGUCGGCCAGAUGCGCGGCCGAAUACCUCCAGAUGACAGAUGAAGCAGAAAAGGGAAACUUGAUAUACAAAAUUGAAGUUUUCUUCAAUUCUUGCAUACUUAACGGGUGGAGGGACUCAAUUGUGACCCUCCAAGGUACUAAAUCCUUGCCAUCUUGGUCAGAGGAGCUUGGCAUCACAAGCAGAUGCAUUGAGGCGAUUGCAUCAAAAGUGCUAGCCAACCCGUCAAGGGUAAACUUGUCAAAUAGUUGUUCGCGGAGGGGUAGGGAUGACAUUUCGUGGUGUAACGGAUCGGAGAGCCAACGACAUGAUAAGCACGUAACCAAAGGGUGGUGGGCUGAAGAUAUAGCAGAAUUAGGCAUAGACCUGUACUGGAGAACCAUGAUAGCCAUCAAAUCUGUUGGAAAGCCGCCUUCGAAUCUCAUAGGAGAGGCAUUGCGAAUAUACGCAUCCCGAUGGCUACCUAACAUAUCAAAAGACUCGAAUAAUGCCAACCGAAUGGAGUCAGACUCGGACUCAGCUGGGAAGAUAAAUUCAAAGCAUAGGCUGCUUUUGGAAACAAUAACAAGCUUACUUCCACCGGAGAAAGGCGCCGUUUCUUGUAGCUUCUUGCUUAAACUCUUGAAAGCAGCCAAUAUACUCAAUGCAUCGAACUCUUCGAAGAUGGAAUUGGCAAGGAGGGUUGGGAUUCAACUAGAGGAAGCAAAAGUGAGUGAUUUGUUGAUUCCCUCCCUAUCGAGCGACAUGGUUUACGAUGUUGAAAUGGUUUUGAACAUAUUAGAGCAAUUCAUGUUGCAAGGGCAGAGUCCCCCAACUAGUCCUGUGAGAGCUAAGGGCGGGUUCGAGAGAAGGAGGAGGUCUCGAUCCGAGGAGAAGGUGGAUUCGGAGUUUCAGGAGAGCAGGAGGUCUUCUUCGGCGUCUCAUAGCUCGAAAAUCAAGGUGGCAAAACUUGUGGAUGGUUUUCUUCAAGAGAUAGCACAUGAUAGGAAUUUGCCAAUGUCAAAGUUCAUUGCAGUAGCAGAAGCUGUACCAGAAUUUGCAAGGCUUGAUCAUGAUGAUCUAUACAGGGCAAUUGACAUUUAUCUCAAGGCACACCCGGAUCUCAACAAAAGCGAAAGAAAGAACUUGUGCCGAAUUCUAGACUGCAAAAAGUUGUCGAUGGAAGCCUGCACGCAUGCAGCUCAAAACGAGCGACUCCCGUUGAGGGUGGUGGUGCAAGUCCUCUUCUUUGAGCAAGCCAGGGCUACAACAUCCGGUGGCCGAGUGACCGACAUCCCUAGCAACAUCAGGGCACUUCUUACGUCAAACGGUGACCCAAGAAGGCCAAUGACUGCAUCAUUUAGCACCAAUGCCACUGGUCCAGCCGAGGACCAGUGGAGCAUUUCAGGGCAAAAAUCGCCCACGUCGAGGAUUUCUACUCUGAGGAUGAAGCUGGCGGAAGACGACGAUUUGGAUGAGAGUUUCGCGGAUAGGAUCGGGAGUUCGUCGAGAGCUAAGGCUAGUAAUUGCUUGCUCCCCGGUAGGCCAAAAGGGAUGUUUAGUAAGUUGUGGCCCAUUAGUAGAAGUGCAAGCCAAAGGCAUUGACAGAGUUUUUUCUUAUUUUCUUGGUGGUGAUGAGAAGGGUAAACGGGUAAUUUCCUUCAACUUUUUUUUUUUUUUGGGCAACUGUGCAUUGUAUUCUUAGGGAGGAAAAAAAGGGUCAAUGUGAAUGGUGUAGUUUGUGUUAAUAACAACAAACAAGUAUUUUUUUCCCCUUAUUUUUAGAUAUGUGAGAAAAAUCUCUCUCGAGGAACCUAAUUUUGUGGGAACUGAAUAGGAGCCUAGGUUGUAUUAUUUGUCCCAAGAGUUGGGGCCAGAAUUCUUGUUUUUGUCUGUAAAUCUGUGUUGUC
Molecule: messenger RNA, 3096 nt
Organism: Rhododendron vialii
Lineage: Eukaryota; Viridiplantae; Streptophyta; Magnoliopsida; Ericales; Ericaceae
Product: BTB/POZ domain-containing protein At1g67900-like
Exons: 4
Coding region: 908-2791 (627 amino acids)
Source: RefSeq, a predicted model, not a curated record